AUGAAUGCAACUCAAUCUUUACAAGGAAAGGCGGUACCAGGGCAAGGCACAAAGAAGAAAUCUAGAGGAACUGGAAAGCUACAAAAACUAGGUGUGAGAAGGCCCUUUGUACCCCCAGGACCAAUAACAAGACUCUCAGCAGCCAAGAAUACAACUGGUCCUACCACCAGUUCUGAUAAAUCAAGAAUGUCCAACAAUAACAACAGCACAUCCGGUUUGAUGUCUUGCGACAAACUCGACAGAGUUGUCAGCUGGGUCGGCACCAACGUGGCUUCUGCUUUCUUUGCUUCCUUGGAACGUUGUUCUUGCAUCAACCUUAGCACCACCGACACCGAAGAUGACAACACCAAUGAUGAUCGUCCUCUCAUGCUUACCAAACCUGUUUCUCAUCUACCCUUUGAGAGUUCCACCGCAACUCUUUCGUCAAAAUCCGAGCUUCGUUCUUGA
Messenger RNA from Vicia faba (fava bean), 447 nucleotides. The record is from the annotation of a GenBank genome assembly. NCBI's taxonomy places the organism in Eukaryota, Viridiplantae, Streptophyta, Magnoliopsida, Fabales, Fabaceae.